AAAUUGGAAAAUUUAUGUUUCUAUAACACAUAUACCCUCAAUAUCAUCACUUCAUCCUUUAUAUCUAUCCGUACAACGAAAUGGUGAAACUAUUAUUGAAUUCUUGAGAUUUGAGACUUUGUGCGCGAUGUAUAAUGAUACUAAACAUAUCAAAAAUUUGGUGCAUUGUGUGGAUAUUAACGGAAACUUUGACUUGCCUAUGAGAGAAAAAGAUGGUGCUUGUAGGAUAUUGAUUCAGCCGGUCGGAUACCAUUAUUAUCCGACAGAUGAGAAAGAAUGGAAGAGUUGUUUGAGAACUGUGUUGGAAGUGCUUCAUGACAUGCAUAAAGUCGGAUGGACGCACCGAGAUAUUCACUGGGGAAAUAUAAUGAAACAUGAUAGCAAUUGUACCAAGAAACGAGAUAAAGAUAGUAAUGAGAUGAAGAAGCAAGGUUUAUAUAAUGAUGUUGGGCAAGAUAAUAUUGUUUCUGUUGCGAAACGAAAUGAUAAUGAUGAUGAAUGGCUGAUAAUCGAUUUAGAGAUGGGUGGAAGAGUUAAUGAAGUGUUAGAUCUCACCCUAUGGGACCGCUGGCCUGAGAAAGCAGAAAAAGGACAAAUUUACAAAGCUUGUUACGACGUAUGGCAAAUUGAGAGAAUGUUGCAUGAGGUGGGUGAUAACGAAUUUAAAACAUUUUCCAAAUAUUUUUGGAAAUUUAGGAAUUUGUUACGAAGAGCAGCAAUAGACGAAAUCUCAGCUGCGGAAGCAUUGAGAUGCGAGUGGUUCGUUAUUGAUAAUGAAUUUAUUUGGUGA
Messenger RNA from Dentiscutata heterogama, 790 nucleotides. Lineage: Eukaryota; Fungi; Glomeromycota; Glomeromycetes; Diversisporales; Gigasporaceae. The record is from the annotation of a GenBank genome assembly.